This is a messenger RNA of Tetranychus urticae (two-spotted spider mite), 1240 nucleotides long. The record is from RefSeq and is a predicted model, not a curated record. Lineage: Eukaryota; Metazoa; Arthropoda; Arachnida; Trombidiformes; Tetranychidae.
AAGUGAAGAAACACUCAAAACUUGCUUGUACUCGGAUCAGGAUAAAAACAAAGUCAAUGACAACUCUGACUGUGAUCAAUCCACUGAUUCAUCAAAUACUGUAAAUUUGAAUUGUCAUCGGUUUCAGUUUCAAAAUGGUCAUCGGUUUCAAUCAAAACGAUUAGAACUGGACUUCAUCAACACAUACGACAUGGCAUCAGAUAGUAUUUACUCUGAUGAUCUUGAUCAACUCGUGUUCAAAAUCAUCUCGAACAACAAUCUAAGUCUUUCAACCUCGGACCUUGAUGAUUGUCAAAACUCAGAGACAUUAUAUUACCAAUAUUAUGAUGGUUAUCAAGCUUUACAACCCAACCAACACUUCACCUACAAUGAUUACGUUAAGCUGAGAGCAAACACUUUACUACUCGCCAGACUUGGAUACAAGUUGACAAUAACAUUGAAUACAGACAACCAUAAACCAGAAGCUUGGAAUCCAAAAGUAGCCAAGAAAAUAUUAUCUGUUGAUUAUUCGUCUUUUAGUCUGGUUAAAGAUUGUUUCGCGGCACGGACGCCUCUGGAUCAAUUUGAACCUUUUUUAAAAGAAAUCAUACAUGCUUUUCGAGAUGAUGAACCAAUUGAAUUGCCUGGUUUCGCAAUUAAAUUCAGAUCCAACCCUUCACCUGCGAAAUUUGUUUCCAUUUGCAAGAAGCUCAGAAGUUUAAAGAAACUGUGUGAUAACGAUAAAAUUGUGCUCAUGUCCAGCUCAUUUUAUGAUGUCUUCUCUAUGAAUGCCGUUUUUAAAUACAACCAAUCGACUGAUGAAUGGAUACUCCCAGAAUAUAGAUCAAGAUUUGGAAGACGUGAUUUUUUCCUUUGGAAUCGACUAUUACAUGAUGCAACUUUACUUGCUAUUGAAGCAUUACCAGAUAGAUGGAGAAAGGAUGAAGUAGUUGAAGCUUUGAUUAGUCUCAUUGUUAUCUUCAAUCCUGAUCAAGUUGGACUAAACUUUCCCGAUUCAGUCAGGUUAGCAUGUUUAUCACUCUGGAUGCAAUUAUGUAGAGCAUUUUUAUUUUUUGUCACUUGUUUGUACACACAAAGUUACUUCAAGAGUCACUGAUGUUUUACUAGCCAUUUAAAAUAGCCUUUCAAGCAUUUUAUAGUCAGAAGAGAGAGAGAACGAUCGUAUAGCUUAUCAAUAAAGGUAUUUUUAACAUUCGUGAUUCUCGAGUUAUGAACCCAAAUAACCAGAAAAAAGCGCCCU